Messenger RNA from Hermetia illucens (black soldier fly), 3569 nucleotides. Its product is annotated as E3 ubiquitin-protein ligase RNF169-like. Gene Ontology annotation, cellular component: nucleus; site of double-strand break. Bases 518 to 2530 code for a protein of 670 amino acids. The transcript has 4 exons. Gene Ontology annotation, molecular function: nucleosome binding; ubiquitin-protein transferase activity. Gene Ontology annotation, biological process: double-strand break repair. The record is from RefSeq and is a predicted model, not a curated record. Lineage: Eukaryota; Metazoa; Arthropoda; Insecta; Diptera; Stratiomyidae.
UAAAAUCGCGCGGUCGCAAGAGUGUUAUCUCCUGAAAUAUUCAUUUUAUACCUAGUCAGCCAGCGAAAAAUGUCGAGAAGGGGGCUUGUCUGUGGCGUGUUGUUUGCAGAAAUGUGAGAAUCAGUGUCGAGUUUCUCCCAAAAGACAGUGUUGAAUCCGGGAAGCGGUAGCGCAACCGGUGGUCGCUGCGCAGUUCGGUGUAGGAAGAAGAACCUUGUGGACAGGGAGACGACUUUGCUCCUAAAUCGCGGGAAUUUGGAUACAAAACAUUGACGUGAAGUUCCCCCAUCCAAACAAAAGCAAUUGAAAAACAUAAACAGCUGCCGGCGAUCGUGACUCGAUGCCGAGCUCAACUGUCAUUCGCCAAGUCGGAAUUGUGUCUCAGCUAAAUGCCAAGCACGCCGGCAGUGACCUUGUCCCAAGCCAGCGAAAGUGAGUUUGAAAAGACGCCGCGGGAUCGAGUACCGGAAAAUUUACUAUCGCAACUGUCAACUCGCAACAAUAGUCCCGACGGCCGAUGUUUCCGCGUGAACCGGAAUUGUUCGGCCAAGUUUCUGCCGACGACCUAACUUGCAACAUUUGUCAGUCGAUUUUCGUGGAGCCUGUGCUGCUGCCGUGCGGACAUGGAUUCUGCCUGAGCUGCUUCAACGGCGUCCUGCGGUUCAACGCGCUGACCUGUCCUUGCUGCCGAAAGCGAUUCGGGACUUGGCUGCGGAAGGCGAACAAGGGCCAGACGCUCGUCGACCAGGCUCUCUGGCGAUUCAUCCAGACCAACUUCGCGGAGGAACUCGGGAAGGAGAACCUGCAACCGCGGUCCGGAGAUCGAGCGGACUGCAGUGCACCCGAAGCGGAGACCCAGUCCCGGUGCAUCGAUGCACCUGGCGCACCAGCCGAUGCAACAACCUCAUCCAGCCCAACUGGAACGGCUGCCACUGCAGCGGCGCGGACAGCAGGGUUUCGGAGCAUCAAACCACAGUUGAGUCAACCUGGCGAAAUCCGUAAGGAAUAUGAAACUCAACUAGAUGUCUUCCGAAAAGAAUUGGAAAUUGAACGGCAAAAUGAGCUAAAAGCAACUUCUGCUUAUAUAGCGAAGAUAAUCGCAGAAGAACUAAAUACAUUACAACCUACUCCAAAUCCCGGAAAUCUACCUGAAACAUCGAGCGAAACUAUGCUAGUCGCGAAUCCCGGUCAUUCCUCAUAUGCCCUAAGUUCCACAAAAAAAUCCAAUAAUUUAUCCAGCAUACAAGCAGAAUCAAAAAAGAAUGUAAUUGGAGCCGCAUCUUCAACCUCAAUUUCGAAUUCAGGAGCAAGUUCGUUUCAUCAAAAUAACGGAGAGGUCGCCAGUACGCAAUCGGCAGCGCCAUCAACAGCUACAUUCCUAGCGCAAUCAACAAAAAGCAACUUAAUUAAAACGUUAGCCGUUCGACUUAACCGAGGGACAGAUAUUCUUAAGCAAUCCGUACAUAAGGCGAUAAUCGCGAAAAUCCCGCAAAAUUUCUUGACUAGGCCAAGGAACCGUGAAGUUUUAACCGUCCCUCCUACGAAUACUCACCGCUUUCCUAGCAGAGACGCGAAUAGUGCUGACAGUCUUAGAUUAGAGAUGUGCCAUUUCAAACCAAUAAGGACGGUGCCAACAACACCUAACAAGCAAAAUAAUAAGGAAAUUCUACUUACGCCGAAGGCGAAGCGCGCCUUGGAGUCAAGAUUCGAUGAUUGUGAACGGCGCUCGACCGAUGUGAAACCUAGUUUAUUGCAACAACUUCUUUUGCAAAGCCCACGCAAGUCUGCGUUUUGUGUAGUUGGUGCUGCCACAACUUUGCAAAGUUCUAGCGGCAUUUGCUUACUUCGGUCCUCGCGCUUUUCCAAUCGGCAGAAUAGAAACUUCCAUGUGAUUUCAGAAAGCCUUAAAUCUGAAAUUAUUCGCAGAAAUCCCGUAGUCCUCUUGAAACGUGUCGAAUUAAGUAUUUCUAAAGCCAAAAAAUCACAAAGAACAAAGUCGAAACAAUCAAAACUCGAAAGAAACUCAGAUGUAGGGAGUAGCAGGCGUAGUGAUGUCUUUAGAAAAAGCAAAACUCAAUAUAGAUACCGCAACCAUCGAAUCGACAAUAGCAAUGUAGUUAAUUUGGAGGCACUGGAGAAACUGAUCAGUGAGCAAAAGCGCUGUGAGGAAUUGAUUGAACAGGAAAGGCGAGAUUUUGAGUUAGCCAAGAAACUACAAGCGGAACUAGACGUGCAUUCCCAACGAUCCCCCGAUCGCACAAAUUCUCAGAAAAGGAAACGUGAAUCGAUGAAUGGAAAGCUAAAAUCGGAGUGCCCCAACCAGAAUGGGAGUACGGAAGCGGGCCCUUCAGCGUCGGCUAAGCGCUGUCGACGAACUUGCGGCCGAACAGUAACAUUUAGGGAGGUUGACGGGACGGGAAAAACCCAACACAAAAAGUCCAGUGCAGUGGACGUAGACAAAACUUGUACUACUUCUAAUCUAAGACGAUCAACACGGCGAAUUAAGCCAACCAGAAGAUAUUUCCAAUAAAGUACAGCGUCCGAUUAUCUCUCUCAACUUUGAAUUGGAGGCAUGAAUAGGCUCCGGCAGUACGCCAUUAAGUUUAUGGUUUACGGCAAAGAAACAAAAGAUGAUGUUAUUCAUUUGAAACUCUGGAUUCGUUUAUUUGUUUAAAGGAUUUUUGAGAGUGAGAAGCGUUAUUUCCCUUCUUUAAUUUCAAUAUGCCAAAUUUAAUUUCCGUAUUGACACAUUUACCACGCGUUAGCCAACACAGCCAAUACAACAAUCAGCUAACUUAUGGCUAGCGUACUGUUGGGAACCCUCCUAAAGAUGGCACAGCAUCGACCGUUGCCUACGUUGUGAAUUUUUGUGAUAUAAUCGACUAUCUUAGUUCAGUGAGUUCUACAGAAAUUAUCAGAACUAAAACGGAAGCGUCUGUGUCCCUUCAUGACUAGAUUGGACCCAAAGAAGCUUUGAUUUUGUUCAGGCGGAAGGUUUUCUUUUAAACGGGCAGCCCUCGAUUGGUCUACAUCACGUCAAUCCAACAAUAACAAACAGCCAAUUACUCUACAGAGAUAUUAUAAGAGUGUGAUAUUGUCAAGAUUGAUAUCUUUCUCAUGUUUUAGUUUGUAGUAACACUUUGUGACUUACGUUCCUUUGAAUUUUUUAGGAUUUAUAUUUAUUGAUUGUAAGCCUUUGAGAUUCGAUCAAUGGCAGCUGGGGCAAUGACGCCUUGACAUUUCAAGGAAACAUGGUGGAAUCUAGAACAUUUAAAUAUAUUAACCAAUAUAUGAAAGAAACAACAUUCCUCUAAGCACAGUAAUUAUUGUGAAUUGAAACGUAGUGGUGUAUCGAUAAUAUACAUUUGGUUUUUUAUCCUAUUCGAGUUAUUUUUGGUGUCACACGAUACGUGUCUAAUGCUCAUCGGUUUUGUGAGUGUACAGUCAAAAGAAUUUUUUAAACGUAAUCAGAAUUGGAAAGCUACAUCAGACACGAUAAGUUUUCGUUUCUAAGUUUAGAAUAAAGAAUGAGAAAUAAAGAAUUAACUUAUCAUAUAUUUAAAUUUGAA